Ficedula albicollis (Collared flycatcher) is the source of this 3531-nucleotide messenger RNA. RefSeq names its product DNA excision repair protein ERCC-6-like 2. The transcript is spliced from 2 exons. The coding region runs from base 1 to 1059 and encodes 352 amino acids. Lineage: Eukaryota; Metazoa; Chordata; Aves; Passeriformes; Muscicapidae. The record is from RefSeq and is a predicted model, not a curated record.
AUGUUGACGAACAGUAAGCAACAUCUUCUGUAUGUUACACAUCCUGUGACCCAGAGAAGCACAAAAGUACACAGAGUAGGUUCAACCACCUUCUUGAUUGGAAAAACACCCAAAAGAAUACGCAGGAGACAGUUUGAGGAAAUGGUAUCUCACUUUAAUAUGGGAUCAGUGAAAGACCUUGCAGAACAUAUUGCAAAAGCUACAUCAGAAACCAGGCAGAAAAUGUUGAAGGAAUUCUAUGUUUCCAAGCAUCCAGAGAUGGAGCCUUUCUUCUCACUUGAAAUACCAGCAGAAGCUUCACAUAACUGUGAGGAAAGAGAACUGGGUGCAACACACUCCAGGAAGAGAAAAUCCACUUUUAAUUGUGGAAGAUCUAAGUCUAGACCUUCAUCAGCUAAAGGGCUACUUCUCAGUGGAACGACAGAAACACAGACCCAGGAGAGCCAUAAAGGAGAAGCAGAACAGCUUCACAAGGACUCCCACUUGCAAGAUAUGUUUGUUGAUGCAAAAUGUAAACAGUCACCCACUGUUGCUACUCAACAUAUCCAAAGAAGAAACAGUCAGGCAUUCAAGGAUUUUAUGGCAUCUGGCUCAUUAAGCAGUAAAUCAGAAAUAAUUGAGGUGCUGCCUGUAGAAAGUUGUAAAGGAUUGCAAGACUCAGAAAGAACACAGUUGCCAAAAAAAAGAUCCAUGUCUCAGUCAGAAAAUACAGAGAGAAAAGCUCAGAUUUGCAAGAAAAAUUCUUUUGUGGACUUACUUGGAGAUACCUCUAUUCUUGAUGAAAUCUUCAGAAAUGAUGGAAAUGGGUCUACAGGAUCACCAAGGAGAUUGUCUUCAGGACAAGCAGAAAAAUCAAAGGGGAGACCAAAAGAUUUCUGGGAUAUGCUGAAUGAACAGAAUGAGGAGAGCCUCAGGAAACUCACAGAUGUAGCAGUCGUAGAGAAGCUUUGUGAAAGAGUCCCCCAUUCCACAGUGACAGAAGAGGGAGAAGUGUGUGAAAGUUCUCUUUGGAAAAGAAAUGAAACUUUUUUGUGGAAAAAAUACACUGUGGAUGAUUGAGAUGAGCCAUCCACUGCUAAAUUUUGUAAUGUAGUAAAAUGAAAGUUUUUUAUGUAAGUUGCAUUAUAACUAUUUUAUUUGAACUUUGUCAGUGUCAUGCCACAAAAUGUGGUAAUUCCAUGAAAUUAAAGGUAAAACAAUUCAUAUUUAUAGUGAUACAGAAUGACAUUUUACCAAUGUGAGUAUGUAUGCAAUUAGUUAUGGAGUGUGUAAUACAUAUGUGCAUAGUCAUGCAUAUGUACUAUGUAUUGUAACCUAUGAUAUAAAAUGAUUUUAUAUUAAACUUUUUCAGAAUUUUCUGAGUGCACUUUGCUUUCUCUAGUUCUUGAUUGUAUCCCUAGGCUCGAUAGAAGCAUUAAGGAAUUUUUUCCCUUUACUUAAAUUUGGACAUUGUCAGUCAUCUCAACACAAUUUAGAGAUAAUAGGAUUUGACAAUGAUACUGCAUAUAUUUUCUGAGGUGCUAGAGUCUGGAGGAGUUCCUGAGACAGGGAUGAUGUCUUUGUAUCCAAUAGCUUUUGAUUUCCAUCCUCCAUUAUUUUACUCAGUCUCUGAAGCUGUGGAUCUUUGAAAUCUUCAUAGUAUUCUAUAAAAGUGAGUUUCUGAGCUUGGUUGAUGUGAAGAACCACCAAGUUUUAAAAUUUGAUCUUUUUUAUUAAAUUAUAUUGGGUGUCAAAUUUAAUCUCAUUACACUUUCAUCUCCCUUUUUUAUUUUUAUAGACUUCUGUCAUGUUUUUGUCAGGGAAUAUGCAGCACAGUAUAUGAGUUGGAAAUAUGCAGUACAGUGUACAUGUAGUAAGACAUUUCAGCAUCUUGACAGGUUACCAUCUUACGUGUGGAAUGCUGGAUGUAAUAAGACUUCCAAAUGAAAACUAUUCUUCACAGAUUAGAAGAGUGUAAGAUCCUCAGUGUCAUAUCUCAUGUGCCAAGUAGUCUGUCACAUUUUUUUAGUACUACAGAACUGUCUGAAGAGUACCUUGUAACACAUAACUAGAAGAGACUAGGGCUUCAUGUUGCUCUGGAAACUUUAAAUUGAUUUUUUGAUACAAUUGAUACAAGUUUAAAUUGAGUAUACUGUAUAAAUUGUUUCAUGCAAAGGGUAAAUGUUAUGAAAUUUUAAAACCCUGGACACUGAACCUGCACAGCAGCAGUCUGUGAAUGGUGGUAGUUUUUGUGGUCUGGAAGACUGCCCACUGGAAAAUAAGCUUAAAUUUGAUCUGGAGCACCUUCCACUUCAGGUCAUGGGAGGCUGUUGUAGACUACACUCUGUCUCUGUGGUAACCAUUGUGCACAUAUUUUAAGUGGAAACCAUCUAAAAUCCUGAUUGUGAAAUCUGACUUAACUACCUGAAACAAGGAGCUGAGAAUUUAACAUAAAUGUUAAGUAAUAAAAGCCUUGGGGUUUGCAGGUAGCUAAUGUAAGUAAGAUUAAUGUAUUCCCUAACUUUUUCUUACACUGAAUCUAUGCUGUUACCACUUCAUUAUACCAAAUGGUAUAAUGGUCAGUUGGAACAGCUUUUAAAGAAAAGGUAUGAACUAAGAAAGUAAAAGAAGCUGUAAACUGUUAGUCGUUCGUAUAUUGGAAUUAUGUAUAGCUAAAGGAAGUCAGCCUAUAGCCAGGGAAUACCUACACCGUCAUUGAUGUUAAUAAAUAUGAGAUAAAUUAAAGCCUUUUGUUCAUGGCAUCAGUAUUGAUUUUCUUUACAGGUUAGCAUUCUUAUGCUUAGAGAGGCAAAUUGUUCCUUAGGUAAGAAGGAGAAGGUUUGGUGGAAUAAAAAAUGUGGUCAUCAAAUAUAUUAAAAAAGAGGAAGAGAAUGGCCCCUUUGUGUCUGCAGCAAAAAGAGGAGUUAAGUGGCUUAAGUUGCACCAAAGAUGAUGGAAGUUAGGUAAUAGGGAAAGACUGUAGGGAGUUAGGAGGUUGUGUAGUGCCAGUACCUGACAUAUUCAAGACUAGGAAAGAAAAGUACCUGCUAAAACUUGCAUAGAUGAAACUGUCCUUGUCUUAGGCCAGAAGGAGGGACUGAUAACCUUUACCUGAGGGCCAGAAGGGACUAGAUAACCUUGUUGAUUUCACCUGAUACCAGUUCACUGAAGGGAGGCUUCACCUUAGCACCAUGUUUGUCAGUCAUGGUGUGAAUCAGUAGGUGCUGGAGAGGACAAAAUCUGAUUGGGGAAGGUAGGAUUUCUAUUGAUUCCCGAGUAUGAAGCUGUCAUCAUUUUCCUGAAGUAGUCAGAAAAUUGUGUUUCUCUUAUAAGUUGGUGGUAUGCAUAAAUCAAAACUUCCACAGAUGUGCAUGUUUUAUUCACAUGUAUGCCAAAUACUGACAGUAUAUUUGUGAAAUCUGUUUGUUAUAUGCAAAUGAAUUGAGCUAUGGGAACAUGUCUUGAAGUAAUAUUUAUGUCACUCUGUAGCUUCCUGCAAAUUUAAUGUAUUUUACAAGGAAAUAUCACCUAAAUAAUAAACAGUGCCACUUA